AUGCCAUCAAAUACACCAGCCAAAGACAAGCCCAAAAGCGCAGUUUUUAGACAUCGGACCACAAGAUUCCCGGCCAAAGUCGAUCCUGGCAAACUUCUCGAACGGCAAAUCAUAUGGUUCGCCAACAGUUUACCUGGCAAUAAGCUCCCCGAAAGACUCGAGGCUGCGGUCGAAAAGGUAAAGCUUCAGCAGCCAAACUGGGAGAUAUAUGCUGAUAGAGGAAAGGAGUGGCCAUCGGAAUGGGAUAUGAAUGAGGACGAUGCACUGAGUGUUGCUAUCACACGGGUUCUGAAUGCGCCCCUGCGUGAUGGUGUUGCGAUCGAAUGGCUGGGUCAGACAUAG
Fusarium subglutinans is the source of this 342-nucleotide messenger RNA. RefSeq lists its product as uncharacterized. Bases 1 to 342 code for a protein of 113 amino acids. Lineage: Eukaryota; Fungi; Ascomycota; Sordariomycetes; Hypocreales; Nectriaceae. The transcript has a single exon. The record is from RefSeq and is a predicted model, not a curated record.